UAAUAAACAAUGCAAUUACCUUCCAAGCAUCCAACAGGAUGAUAUAACAGAGCAGCUUUAAUUAAAGGAUUGAUUGAAUUAAAUGUAUACGGAUGUAUUUUCCUUAUUUUCUUGAAUUGAGUUCACAGUAGAUGGCGGUAGUGCGCGAAAUUGGUGUGAUCCGCAAAAAUAAAGGGAAGAAAAGAAAAAGAAGAAGCAACAGUAAUCCUGCGCACCACUGUGUUUUUAUCCUGUGUUUGUUAUAUGAGCGCAUGUUAGCAUCCGGGGAUAUUUCACAACACCUAUAACGCAUGGUGCAGUGAGAUGGAGGCGUUGCUGAAGAGAGAGCUGGGCACAUCUCUUCUGAAGAGCACUGGUCAUUCAGGAGGAGGAUGCAUCAGUGAAGGCCAGAGCUUUGACACUGACACUGGCAGAGUGUUCGUUAAGAUCAACCACAAGAUUGAGGCUAGAAGGAUGUUUGAUGGAGAGUUGGCAAGCUUGGAAGCGAUCCUGGCUACAAACACAGUGAAAGUGCCCAAGCCUGUGAAGGUGGUGGACCUUGAGAGAAGUGGAGCUGUUCUCAUAAUGGAACAUGUGGAGAUGAGGACCUUGAAUAAAUACUCAUCAAAGCUGGGGGAACAACUAGCUGACCUGCAUCUUGACAACAAAAGACAGAUAGAGAAACAAAACAAGGAACAGCAGACUGUUGGAAAAGGAUCAGGAACAUCUGAAAUACAUAUAGCCAACAAGUUUGGCUUUCACGUGGCUACCUGCUGUGGUUAUAUCCCUCAGGUAAAUGAUUGGCAGGAUGAUUGGGUGUCCUUUUUCGCCCAGCAAAGGCUGCAGUACCAGCUCAGCCUGGUGGAACAGUCAUAUGGAGACAGAGAGGCCAGGGAAUUGUGGGCCAAACUCCAGCUGAAGAUCCAUCAGCUGUUUACAGACACAGAGGUGGUUCCAGCUCUGCUGCAUGGAGAUCUUUGGGGAGGAAAUGUGGCCGAAUGUUCUGACGGUCCCAUCAUCUUUGACCCAGCAUCGUUUUAUGGCCAUUCAGAGUUUGAGCUGGCUAUUUCUAGCAUGUUUGGUGGUUUUGGGAGCUCAUUUUACAAAGCUUACCAUGAGAAGAUCCCCAAGGCCACUGGUUUUGAAAAGAGGCAACAGCUUUACCAGCUGUUCCACUAUCUGAAUCACUGGAAUCAUUUUGGUGGUGGCUACAGAGGUUCUUCUCUACGGAUUAUGAAGGAUCUAACAAAGUAGAUGCACCCUGAUUCUUUAAAGGGUUACUUCAGCCAAAAAUUCAAAUUUAAGCCAUAAAUUACUCACCCUGAAGUCAUCCUAAGUAUAUAUGACUUUCUUCUAUCAGAUGAAUUCAGUUGGAGUUAUUAAAAAAAAUUGUCUUUGAUCUUUCAAGCUGUUUGAUCCAACUUAGUGGGUGUUGUACUCCAUCCGUCCUUCAGAAGUUUAAUAAAAAGCUCAUCCAAUAAAAAAAAAGGGUCUAACACGGCUCCGGGGGGUGGACAAAGGCCUCCUGUAGUGAAUCCGCAUGUGGAAAUGCAGCGGAGAGAUCAAAACAAAACAGCGGUCACUAAUUAGAAGUACAAAACAAGGAUUUGUAAAGAAUAUCUGAGGAUUUCAAUAUAAGCCAAGUGGAGACUGGUUUUAUUUUGCUAAAGUAAGGAAACUUUGCUUCCUUUGCUUCUGUUAAACAUUCGUUUUCACGAGACUCAGAAGCGCAUGUUCAGUGCUGACCUCAUACGUCAUUCCCGCGGAACUGCUUCUGUUUUAUAACAGUGAGCGCAAGCUAGAUUAAAGUGAUUAUUAUGCUUUGAAUAUGGAUAUUUUUCUUACAAAAAUUCGAUUCACUGCAGGAGGCCUUUGUUCACUCCCCAGAGCCAUGUGAUACACUUUUUUUUUUUUUUUUUUAUGGAUAAGCUUUAUAUUAAACUUCUCAUGGACGGAUGGAGUGCAACACCCGCUAAGUUGCAUCAAAUGGCUUGAAAGAUCAAAGACAAAAAAAAAAAAAACUCCAACUGAAUUAAUAUGAAAGAAGAAGGUCAUAUACACCUAGGAUGACUUCAGGGUGAGUAAUUUAUGGUUUCAUUUUCAUUUUUGACUGAACUAACCACUUAAGUCGUCAUUAAUAAAUGUAGGUGCAUUGUCAAGAUGAAAAAGUCUUAAUAUAAUUUCAACAGAUAAAAAAAGAAAUAUAUAUAUAUUAAUGCUUCCAAACAUUGACCAAAAAAUAAGUUGUGUAGUAUACAUAAUUCCUUUUUUUAUUUUUGCGAAUUGCACUUCAACUUGACUAAAUGAUUAUGCUCUUGAAGAGAGCCUCAUUUACAAGACUCCUUGCUUUAAAAUGUGUGCACUAAGUAGCAUCAUAUGAAAAGUUUCAUUUCACUACGGUAUUACUAAAUGUUUAUCUACUGAUGAUUUAAAACAAUCUUAGUGAGCUUUGUUGUUCUGUAAACUUGCAGCUUGCUGGAGUCUCAUCAAAUACAUAAAGGAUGCUUGGACAGUCAAAUAAAAUCUUAAAAACAA
Molecule: messenger RNA, 2514 nt
Organism: Carassius gibelio (silver crucian carp)
Lineage: Eukaryota; Metazoa; Chordata; Actinopteri; Cypriniformes; Cyprinidae
Gene: fn3krp
Product: fructosamine 3 kinase related protein
Exons: 7
Coding region: 304-1233 (309 amino acids)
Source: RefSeq, a predicted model, not a curated record